AUCGGAAUCUUGUGGCGGAAGCACUUUGUGGUGUAGAAAAAUUGAGUGUGCGUGACUGCUCGCUGCUGCGAGAACAAUGUGGCGGAGAAGCGUCAGGGUCCCCGGGAGCUUUUGUGCUCUUGUUCGCUUCGGCGCUCCGGGGGAGGACGUUGUGGCCUUGUACAGUAAAGCACACAAAUUCUUUAGCACCACCACUGUCUUCUGCACUAAGGAAGAUAACCCACUCAGCUGCACCAGUACAAAUAUUUCAUCAAAUCAGGAGCAGAAAACACAAGUAAACACAAAGAAAAAUUUGCUGCAGUUAAUUAAUGGAAUGAAAAUAGAACUAAGUACAAAGAAGAAGAUCAUGGACAAUGCCAGAAGCAGAUUGCUGGAAGAUGAUGAAAAAAGCAACGAGCAUAUUCCAGAAUUGGAGGCAGCAGCCUCUGCUGUUGCAUCUUCACUCCCUUUCGAUAAACAAAAGACAACUUCAGAACUGUUGCAUUUGGUAAAAAAGCACAAGGAAGAAAUGAAUGUGCGUAGAAGUGGAACUGCUGACCUAAGCAAAAUAAUGGCAAGCAUGAAAAUUAGAAAAAAACCUGUUAAACGAGAUGUCUUUAGAGCAUCCAGUGAAAUUGAGUGUGAUGAAGAUGAAGAUGGCAAUUGGGCACAUAUUAAAGAACACAGAAUUAAAAGGAACCUCUUUUCUGGAGAAAGGCUACAGAUUUUUACUCCUAAGCCAGAGGGAGCACAUGAAACAGACACAGUAGCAAUACCAACACUUUGGGAUCUGGAAUUUGCCAAAACUAUUGCAUCAAACUUUCAGCAUCCACCACAGAAUGGUUUUGAGGAGAUGAUACAGUGGACAAAAGAGGGAAAACUUUGGGAGUUCCCAAUUAACAAUGAAGCUGGACUUGAAGAUGACACUGAAUUUUAUGAACAUAUAUUUCUGGAUAAGCACUUGGCAGACUUCCCCAAAGAGGGACCGAUUCGCCACUUCAUGGAACUUGUAGCAUGUGGGCUUUCCAAAAACCCAUACUUAAGUGUGAAAGAAAAAGUAGAACACAUUCAAUGGUUCCGGGAUUAUUUCAAGGAAAAGGAAGGGUUGCUUAAGGAAAUUGAAGCUCAUGAGAAGGAAGCCUUGAUUGAAAUAGAGAAUAUAUUGAAAUGAAAACUCAAAAGAAAGCCAUGGCUUCAUAUAAAUAAUCAUUGGGCAGUUGCACAUCAUAACCUGGAAAGAACCUGAUUUGGAGAUAUCAAAACUGGCAAAGGUGGUUUAAUCUGUCUUGCAAAUUGUUGAGUAAAAAUUUAUACUUGUCUGCUUAUUGUAUUAAUGUUUGUAAGAUAGUCUUUCCAGUUUUUUGCCCUAAAAAUAUUGGAGUGAAAUCAGUCCAAAGAUUAGACAGAAAUCACAGCCUACAGAUUUUCAUUGAUAAUGAUUACUAAUAGUAUAGCACUUUAGGAUAAACUUUAUUGUUACAGAGUUUUGUGGUUUUAUUUCCCUAUUUUCAGUGCAAUUUAAAUAGUAUUAGAUCACAGAGAAUAUUCAGUUUGUUUACAGCUUAAGAUUUACUCCAGAAAAGAAAUACCUUGCAAAAAGAUAAGCUGUUCUUCUCCACUUAGGUCUGUAUACUGCACCAACUUUUGUCAUUUGCAUUCAUUCCCAACUUGUAUAUAUUUAUCCAAUUAAUCAGGUAUGUUAAAAUAAGAUUUGAUUCAGACCCACUGAUUGCUUCAGAAUUUGAAGAAGGUAAGAAAUAAUACUAGAUACAGCUGCUUGAUAUAUUUAUAGUUUUAAAGCAAAUCUGAUUAUAUAAUGCCAUGUAUUUCUCAGAGUUUUCUGGUUUUUCACCUUUCCCAUACUUCUCAGAGUUUUUCAAACAUUAUUUUUAAAAAUAAUUUUACCUGUAUUGUAAAUUCCACUUUUUGGCCAAUUAUACCACUUCAGUUAAUGUUUCUGUA
Candoia aspera is the source of this 1941-nucleotide messenger RNA. It is a transcript of the gene MRPS31, whose product is annotated as mitochondrial ribosomal protein S31. Gene Ontology annotation, molecular function: structural constituent of ribosome. The record is from RefSeq and is a predicted model, not a curated record. Gene Ontology annotation, cellular component: mitochondrial small ribosomal subunit. NCBI's taxonomy places the organism in Eukaryota, Metazoa, Chordata, Lepidosauria, Squamata, Candoiidae. The transcript has 7 exons. Bases 77 to 1150 code for a protein of 357 amino acids.